AUGACUACAUACACUCAACAACAAACACCAUCAUCUAUUAAUACUCUGUACACUGGCCCUGCACAAGGACAGACCUCAAAUCCAGCAAAGCAGUACACUGCUCUUCCUCCAAGCUCAACAAGCAAGAAAACUUACCCAACCAUUUUCACACUCCCCCACAUUGGCCGGGAACUACAUCCACAAGAACUCCUUGACGCACGAAACUUGACAAGAGCUGAAUCUUCUACCACCAAGAACAACAACUACAGUCUCUACACUAACGAUUCUACAGCAACCAGCACCUCGACCAACACAAACCCUGAAUACAGCAUCUCCACCCUCCUCCAGAAACUAACCACAUUUCUUACAAACUUCUUCCUCCGCUCCCACACCAACAAGAAUCCCUCUGCAGCCACCGCUUCCAAUACCCCAGGCAGUCCCCAGAACCACCCCCACGAACCUACCUUCCCCCCCUUCCUCCUCCCCUACACCCCCGCACCCUCCUCUUACCCCUCUUCUUCCUUCUCCUCCGGCACCGAAAGCGACAAGGAACCCACUCGCGAGAAACAGAAACAAAAGCAAAAGCAAAAAAGGUGCUGGGUAGGUCGCCCCCGAGGCGCGAUUUUACGACCAAGAGAUCGAUAUUAUGCACGGGGACUAUGCGAUAAGCACGGUAGUGAAGGGUUUUGGAGAAUAUGCGGAUUCAUCAUGGAGCGAAAGGGGUGGAGGUGUGGGUGA
Messenger RNA from Bipolaris victoriae FI3, 717 nucleotides. RefSeq lists its product as hypothetical. The transcript has a single exon. The coding region runs from base 1 to 717 and encodes 238 amino acids. Lineage: Eukaryota; Fungi; Ascomycota; Dothideomycetes; Pleosporales; Pleosporaceae. The record is from RefSeq and is a predicted model, not a curated record.